Messenger RNA from Cygnus atratus (black swan), 3372 nucleotides. RefSeq names its product glutamate ionotropic receptor NMDA type subunit 3A (gene GRIN3A). Lineage: Eukaryota; Metazoa; Chordata; Aves; Anseriformes; Anatidae. Gene Ontology annotation, molecular function: transmitter-gated monoatomic ion channel activity involved in regulation of postsynaptic membrane potential; NMDA glutamate receptor activity. Gene Ontology annotation, cellular component: postsynaptic membrane; plasma membrane. The record is from RefSeq and is a predicted model, not a curated record. Gene Ontology annotation, biological process: ionotropic glutamate receptor signaling pathway; modulation of chemical synaptic transmission; synaptic transmission, glutamatergic.
AUGCCGCUGCCGGCCGGCCGCGGGGCGGCUGAUGCGGGGCGGGACGGCGCCGGGGCCGGUGGUAGCGGCGGGGGUCGUGGCGGGGGUCUCCGGGCCAUGCAGGGGCCGGGGGUGCGGGGUGUCGUGGUCCGGGCAUGCCUGCUGCUGCUGCCGCCCUGCGCCCUGGUGCUGGCGGCGGUGCCGGGCUCCGCGUCCCACCCGCAGCCCUGCCAGAUCCUGCGGCGCAUCGGGCACACCGUCAGGGUGGGGGCCACCCACCUGCAGCCCCGCUUGGCCCCCGACGCUUGGCCCCGGGAGGGGGCGGCGGAAGGAGGCGGUGGCCUCGAGUGGGGGGUCCCGGCGGGGUCCAGGGGCCGGCGGCCGGGGGGCGGUGGUGAGAUGCGGACGCCCCCCGCGCCCUCCCCGCGGGACGCCCUGCUGCUGGCCGUGGCGAACCUGAACGGCGUGUCCGGGCUGCUGCCCUACAACCUGUCCCUGGAGGUGGUGAUGGCGAUCGAGGCGGGGCUGGGCGACCUGCCCCUCUUCCCCUUCUCUUCCCCCAGCGCCUCGUGGAGCAACGACCCCGUGUCCUUCCUGCAGAGCCUCUGCCACACCGUGGUGGUGCAGGGGGUCUCCGCCAUCCUCGCCUUCCCGCAGAGCCGCGGGGAGAUGCUGGAACUCGACUUCGUCUCGGCGGCGCUGCGCAUCCCCGUGGUCAGCAUCGUGCUCGGCGAGUUCCCCCGGCGGAGCCCGAAUCCCCUUCACCUGCAAAUGAGUUUAGAAAACUCAUUGAGCUCUGAUGCUGAUGUCACUUUCUCAAUCCUUGCAAUGAACAACUGGUACAAUUUCAGCUUGAUGGUAUGCCAGGAGGAGUGGAACAUCACAGAUUUUCUCUUCCUCACACAACAGAGCUCCAAGUUUCACCUGGGAUCCAUUAUAAACAUCACAGCAAUCACUUCAACCAGAGACCUUCUGAACUACCUACAGUUUUAUCUGGAGAACAUCAAAGAAACAACGUCUACUAUGGUGAUGUUUGGAUGCGACAUGGAAAAAACAAGGAGAAUUUUUGAAAUAACUACCCAGUUUGGUGUGAUGCCUCCAGAACUUCACUGGAUUAUUGGGGAUUCACAGAAUGUAGAAGAACUGAGGACAGAAGGUUUGCCACUUGGUCUCAUUGCUCAUGGCAAGACAACACAAUCAGUCUUUGAGCAUUACGUACAGGAUGCAAUGGAGCUGGUAGCAAGAGCUGUAGCAGCAGCCACCAUGAUUCAGCCUGAACUAGCUCUUCUUCCAAGCACAAUGAAUUGCAUGGACACAGAUGAAAAAAAUAUCACUUCAGGGCAGUACUUAUCAAAGUUUUUAGCCAACACAACAUUUGAUGGCCUCAGUGGCCACAUUAAGGUGAAAGGCUCUUCCGUUGUUAGCUCAGAAAACAACUUCUUCAUCUGGAAUCUGCAGCAUGACCCUGUUGGGAACCCAAUGUGGACUCGUCUGGGGAGCUGGCAAGAAGGAAAGAUAGUCAUGGACUAUGGGAUAUGGCCAGAACAAGCCCAGAGACAUAAAAAUCACAUGCAACACCCCACCCGGUUGCACCUCAGAGUGGUAACUCUCAUUGAGCAUCCAUUUGUCUUUACAAGAGAUGUAGAUGAUGAAGGUCUUUGCCCAGCAGGGCAGCUGUGCCUGGAUCCUUUGACCAAUGAUUCAGCUGUGCUGGAUAACCUGUUUGAAACCCUUCAAGGAGGAAAUGACACCGUUCCGAUUGAGCUGAAGAAGUGCUGCUAUGGCUACUGCAUUGACCUGCUGGAGAAACUGGCUGAGGAUAUGAACUUUGAUUUUGAUUUGUAUAUUGUUGGUGAUGGAAAGUAUGGAGCCUGGAAGAAUGGCCACUGGACAGGACUGGUGGGAGACCUUCUUUCUGGGACAGCUCAUAUGGCAGUGACAUCGUUUAGCAUUAACACUGCUCGCAGCCAAGUGAUUGAUUUCACCAGCCCUUUCUUUUCAACCAGCUUGGGCAUCUUGGUGAGGACCAAAGACACCGCAGCUCCAAUUGGAGCCUUUAUGUGGCCACUUCACUGGACUAUGUGGCUGGGGAUAUUUGUCGCUCUGCACAUCACAGCUAUAUUCCUCACCUUAUAUGAAUGGAAAAGUCCUUUUGGGAUGACCCCCAAGGGAAGGAACAGGAACAAAGUCUUCUCUUUCUCAUCUGCUCUGAAUGUCUGCUAUGCAAUCUUGUUUGGAAGAACAGCUGCCAUCAAACCUCCCAAGUGCUGGACUGGAAGAUUUUUAAUGAAUCUAUGGGCUAUUUUCUGUCUGUUUUGUUUGUCCACAUACACAGCCAACCUAGCUGCUGUCAUGGUAGGAGAGAAGAUCUAUGAAGAGCUUUCUGGAAUACAUGACCCAAAGCUCCACCACCCAUCCCAAGGGUUUCGCUUUGGAACCGUGCGAGAAAGCAGCGCAGAAGACUAUGUGAGGCAAAGCUUCCCAGAGAUGCACGAGUAUAUGCGGCGGUACAAUGUCCCUGCAACCCCAGAUGGAGUAGCAUAUCUAAAGAGUGAUCCAGAGAAACUUGAUGCCUUCAUUAUGGAUAAAGCACUCUUAGAUUAUGAAGUAUCAAUAGAUGCUGACUGCAAGCUUCUAACUGUGGGAAAGCCCUUUGCCAUUGAAGGAUAUGGUAUUGGUCUUCCCCCUAACUCUCCGCUCACCUCCAACAUCUCUGAACUGAUAAGUCAGUACAAGUCCCACGGAUUCAUGGAUGUUCUGCAUGACAAAUGGUACAAGGUGGUUCCGUGUGGGAAAAGAAGCUUUGCUGUCACAGAGACACUGCAAAUGGGCAUCAAGCAUUUUUCUGGGCUCUUUGUGAUGUUGUGCAUUGGGUUUGUCUUGUCCAUUCUCACAACUAUUGGGGAACACAUUGUGUACAGAUUGGUUCUACCACGGAUCAAGAAGAAAUCCAAGAUGAAGUACUGGCUCCAUACAAGUCAGAGAUUACAUCGUGCUCUGAACAGUUCAUUUAUUGAAGACAAAUGCCAGCCUAAGACAAAACGAGUAGAAAAGAGGUCCCAUGUAGGGAACAGCCAGCAUGCUGUGUGGAAUACAGCCAACACGGGCAACUGUCACCGGAAAAAAUACGUUUGCACCAACGAGGGGCAAAAUGAGGUGGUGAUCCAACAGCACCAAGACAUCCCACUGCCGCAGGUGAGGAGAGAGACUCCGGCUUGUUUAACGACCAACGGGAAAGCAGACUCCCUCAGCAUUGCCAGGACCUCGGUGACGCAAGAGCUCACAGAGCUGGAGAAGCAGAUCCAAAUCAUCAAGCAGGAGCUGCAGCUAGCCAUGGACAGGAAAUCAGAGCUGGAAGAGUAUCAGAGAACAAACAGGACUGCAGAGCCCUAG